ACACACACACACACACACACACACACUCACUGACUCUCUGUUUCUCUUCAGAUGCCCAACAUGAUGGAGCUCAGCCUCAACCCCCGGAUCAGCGACUCCCCCUUGUUUGGACCGGUGGUCCCCAUGAGUUCGGACCUCCAGGACCGGGGGGGGCUCUGUAACGGCCUGCAGGACCUGAACCCCCCCCCCGCACCCAUGAUGGAGGCCAGCAGCAUGGGCCAGAACCACCAAACCUGCAAAUACGACCUGCUGAGCAGCGUCCCAUUGACAGACCUGGAUCUGAAGGUCCAGUACCGGGGCCGGACGGCGGCCUCCUUGCUGGUCUCCAACCCUCAGGGCUGUCGGCUGUACGCGGGUCACCUGGAGCCCAGUCCCGACCAGGUGGAGCUGUUCGGGCCCGUCACCUUGCAGCAGGUCCAGUUCCCUGGGACCUCCGAGAUCCAGAACCAGAAGCAGAAGUUCUACACCGACGCCCUCCUGGACGUCAUGGACCGAGGCCUGAUCCUGGAGCUCUGGGAGCAGGACCUCUACGCAGUCCGGCUCUGCCAGUGCAAGGUGUUCUGGUCCGUGCCCGGGACCUCCGAACCCGGACCCCCCAACCCUCUGGAGCGCGAGAAGAAGGUCCGGGUCUUCAGCCUCAAUGACUUCUUGCAAGGCUUGAUCCUGUUCCAGAGGGGCGAGACUCCGAACCCGCCCCCAUUUGAGGUUUACUUCUGCUUCGGUGAGGACUGGCCCGACAAGAAACCCAAAGAGAAGAAACUGAUCAUCGUCCAGGUGGUCCCAGUGGUGGCCCGGAUCCUCACGGAGAUGUUCUCUGGGGAACUCAGCUGGUCUACAGACAGCAUCCGGCUCCAGAUCUCCAACCCAGACGUGAAGGACCGGACUGUGGAGCAGUUCAAAGAGCUGCAGAGGCUCCUGCAGAGCCAGCACAUCCAGGGGCCCUGGACCCCCAGCGUGCCCUAGACCUGGACCCCUGCCCUCUCCUGAAACCUUCUCCUGAACCAGGACCCCUGACCUCUCCUGAACCAGGACCCCUGCCCUCUCCUGAACCCUUCUCCUGAACCAGGACCCCUGCCCUCUCCUGAACCAGGACCCCUGCCCUCUCCUGAACCCUCUCCUGAACCAGGACCCCUGCCCUCUCCUGAACCCUCUCCUGAAUCAGGACCCCUGCCCUCUCCUGAACCAGGACCCCUGCCCUCUCCUGA
Messenger RNA from Notothenia coriiceps (black rockcod), 1205 nucleotides. Its product is annotated as interferon regulatory factor 5-like. Lineage: Eukaryota; Metazoa; Chordata; Actinopteri; Perciformes; Nototheniidae. The coding region runs from base 52 to 963 and encodes 303 amino acids. Gene Ontology annotation, molecular function: RNA polymerase II cis-regulatory region sequence-specific DNA binding; protein binding; DNA-binding transcription factor activity, RNA polymerase II-specific. The record is from RefSeq and is a predicted model, not a curated record. Gene Ontology annotation, cellular component: nucleus. The transcript has 5 exons. Gene Ontology annotation, biological process: regulation of transcription by RNA polymerase II; immune system process.